AUGGCGAUCCCGUUCGCUCCGCGCCGGGGAGCCGGGGCUGCCAACCGGCGCUGGUUCGUGCUGCUGCCGCCCCUGCUGCUCGCGCUGCUGCUCGCGCGGCCCGCGGCGGCCCUGGUGGAGGGACUCUACUGCGGCAAGCGGGACUGCUACGAGGUGCUGGGCGUGAGCCGCACGGCCAGCAAGGCGGAGAUCGCGCGGGCCUACCGCCAGCUGGCCCGGCGCUACCACCCCGACCGCUACCGGCCCGAGCCUGGCGAGGAGGGCCCGGGACGGACGCCGCAGAGCGCCGAGGAGGCCUUCCUGCUGGUGGCCACCGCCUACGAGACUCUCAAGAUAUUGGUGGUUAUGUUCCAGUCCUCCUGCAUAUGCCCAAGAGGAUUGGGAGUGGAGUGAACACCAGCAGAAGCACCAUUUUUUCCUGUAGAGAUUAGAGACAAGGAGCUUAUUGCCCUGCUUGUCAAGGCUCAGGACAGAGAGGAAGAAACAAGUAUAAAGGUUUUGGCUUUGGAAAGAAGUUGGAAUCUCCUGACCCUGGGACCUUAAGAUCCACAAAAUUGCUGAAAGAAAAAGUACUACCUUAUUGAAAGGUAAGAUAUUAACACUGUUUUAAGGUUUAAGCUCUCAUAGCCACAUUGGCAUAUCUUCAUAAGCUAUGAAAUCAAGCAGUCAUUUCUUGCCAAGCCCAGGUUUUUGUGAUAACCCAUCCCACCUUCAUGGUGAGGUGGAGACCUGGGUGGCUGGGGAGAUGUCUGCAGUGAGGGAGAGCCUCUACAAAAUUUCAUUCAGUUUUGAAAUGAUAUUUAUUGAAUGCCAGGCACUGUGCUAGGCCUUGGAUAUACAGAGAUUAAUGGAUCACCCUACCUGCCUUCUACAAGUUCUCAUUCAAGGCAAAGAAAAAAACCCUGAUGAUUACAAUGUGAUAAGUGCUAUAAUAAAUAGGUAAUAACUGUAGUAAGAGUGGCCUGAAUCUGUCUACUAUUGUUUAUGUCCUAAGGGUUAAUAGAAGCUCAUGAGGUUGGAUAAAAGGAAAGAGCAUUUGAGUUAAAGUGAAUUAUCUGUUCAGACAUAGAUAUAAAAGAGCAUGCUAUACUUAAGAACACACCAAAUUCCAGAAGCUGCUAUCUGAAUGUUUGCUGUGGGCAAAAGAAGAGAGAGUGAUGAGAUGUUGCUAAGGAGGUAAACUUAGGCCAGUUUUGGAGGCCUUGUUGCACGCCAAGGAAGAUUGAACUUAACUUACUAGCCACUGGGAAGCACUGGAGAUAACAAACAAAUAAACUGUGAGGCUACUUAGGUCCCAAGAUGGGUAGGAGAAAAGAUAGAUAUAUAAUAUUAAAAUAAGAAUGUACGUGAAACUCUUUAAUUGGGUCCCAGUUUGUCUUUUCUUUUUUCCUAAUAUUCCUGGUGUCCUGUGUACUUAUUAGGUUGACUCUAAACUUAGUAGGUUACUGAAGAGUAGGACUUUGACUUAGAUUGUUGAGGCUCCCUAACUCUUCAAUUUGUGCCAACCUUGAAACGACAUUGUAAAGUGUAUUAUGCAUGGAUCAGCUUAAAAUCCAUUUUCUUCAUUCUGGAGAGAAAGCUAUAAGCCCAGUAAAGAAAGAAGAUUGUGGCUGAAUAAAUGCUAUAACAAGGGGAACGCAGGCCUUCUUGUCUCUAAUCAUGACCAAAACAGGGUCCUGAAAUUAUGGGCCCCAAGGAAAAGAAAACCAUUCUAAGAGAAGUCAGGCUUGACCCUGAAACCAUUUACAGGGAUGAGGUAGUUUGAGGACUCAUUAUAGAGGGACCUGAAUAGACCCCACAGGCUCUGGUGACAGUAGAGAGGCCAGACAUAAGGUAUAAAUUGUGAAGUUGCUGGUGCUCGAGCAUUAGCUGACCAUCUUGUUAAUGAAGCUCUGGGCUUGAUGAAGUCACAGACCUAGGGACCAGUGAGAAGAUGGUGACUCGGGGGUAAGACACGGGUGAAAUGCUUGAAGAAGGAUAUCUGCAUUCUAUGGAUUAUGACCUUCACUAAGAUAAGAGAACAAAGAAGAGAGCGUAGCCCCCGGGCGUAUACGCAUGGUAUUCACAGAGCGCAUUUCAGAGACGCUCAGAUCUCUGUAUACUGCAGCCAGGAGGAGUGCAGACAGUCAGGCCUGGCUGAGGGC
This is a messenger RNA of Odocoileus virginianus texanus, 2144 nucleotides long. NCBI's taxonomy places the organism in Eukaryota, Metazoa, Chordata, Mammalia, Artiodactyla, Cervidae. The record is from RefSeq and is a predicted model, not a curated record.